AAAAAAGACAACUCAUGCAACGCGGAAGCUUAUUAAACCGAAAGUAGAAAAUGUUUUCUUGGAAAUCCGAUUUGUGUUGGUUUUAGCCACUGUUUUGGACCAUUGAUUUGGGGAAUUAUCCUGAUGAUGGCCCAGCAUGUUGGCUUCCAUGGCAACCGAGUGCAUCCAUGGGAUUCCCUGGUGACACAGAUCUGGGAUGACCUAAUUGAUGAAGACAGACAAAAUCUGGUACAGAUCUAUAGAGAAUCUGUGGACGGCAUAGAUGACUUUGAUACAGAUUCUGUUUUCAGAAAUAGAAUCGCAACACAUAAUGAUCUUGACUCUGCAAGUGUCUUGUGUGCCUGUCUCAAAAGUCUAAAUCUUCACGGAGACAGCGGAAGCAUUGAAUGGGCAGCUAGAGUUCAGAAGUACAUUAUUGAUUUACAAAACUACUGUAGGAGCUAUGAGGUAAUUCCAAACAAGGUGUUUGUUGGGCGCCAAGUAGACCUUGAAAGCAUUCUUGAUGUGUUCAUAUCAGAGACUUCCAGCAGUACAGGUGUUUGUAUUUGUGGGCUGGGUGGACAAGGGAAGAGUUGCCUGGCAACCCAGAUCUGCUGGACUCUUCAUGAAGAACACAACUGGUCUGUGGUCAAGGUAGAUCUAAGGAAUAAGAAGAGGACAGAAGAUGUGUGGAAGUCAGUGCUGAGUAAAGUCGGAGCUCAUACGCCAGAGGAAGCAAACUUACCUAAACUAUUGAAUCUCUUAAAGACCUUCAUUUGUGAAAAGACAAAUGAUGACAAUGAUGACAAAAUGCUGUUGUGCCUUGAUGACUGUGACCACACCCUGGGGAAUCAUUAUGAGAAACACGCAUUCAUGAACACACUCGGGGAACUGCUCAAGUUUUUUAAAGAACACAAAAGGACAAAGGUGCGACUGUUGAUGACAACUCGUGACAAGCUACUACAGAGCGGCGAUCAUCUCAAUGAGAGUCUAGAAGAACGUGUUCUCAAACCGUUGGAUGAGGAGGACGGGAUCAAGCUGCUCAACACAUGCUCGACCAUGGACAUAGAAUAUGACAUUGCCACGGAGAUAGUAAGAAAAUGUGCAUGUUCUCCACUGGCGAUCACCAUUGUCUCAGAACUCCUGAAAAACGGUAUAUACUCCCCUGAAAGGCUAGCUGUUCAUCUCAACAUUGACAAAAAUGUAACGAAAGGAGUUGGCAUACAUAAAAUUAUACAAGAAGCAGUAAACUGCCUUAAGGAGCCUCCGAGAGUGGCCCUGAUUUGUCUGACUGUCUUCCAGUCAUCACCUUUUGACAUGAAAUCUGCACAGAAAGUGAUUGGUCUAAAGAACAGCCGGGAAUGCACAAGUCUUUUACAGGCUUUACAUGAAUCUCAUCUUCUGGAAGUUGAGGUUGAACCUUCAGGGAAGGGACGGACAGAAAAUAGGGCCGAGAAAUAUCUGUAUUCUCUCCAUCCUUUGGUUCAUCAAUACCUGACCGAGUGGAAAAUGACAAGAGACUUGCAAAACCAUCAUAAAUGUGCCAUACAAAGAUUUGUUGAUUAUUACGAAGGUGUCAUAAGUAAGCUUGUGAAAAAGAUGCACUCUUCGUAUUGGAAAGGAAGGAAAAUCCUGGAAAAACACAAGAUUCAUAUUACUCAGUUUUACAAAAUAAUGGCAGAUGAGGCGCACUACUUAAAAACCCAUUCAAAGUCCUUCAAAAGGAAAACAUUCCUGGAGAAGAAAUUUGUUUCCGAUCUUGCUGACAUUCUGUUAUCAGAUGUAAUGAAGAGACGGAUGUUUGAGAGUGAAGCAAAACGAGCAUUGAAAGUUGGUAAUAAUGCUGCCUACAUAUUCUGGAUGGUCGAAGAGGCUGACUUGUUUGUGAUGCUUCAUGAUCAACCGGAUCUUGCAGGGAAAAUACUCGAUGGGAUUACAAAUGGGAAAUAUCCAUCUCUGCGAGGUCUACAUGGCGACCCGUUCUAUGAGCCGAUUGUGCACGCCUUGUUUCACAAAGUGAAGGGCCUGGUACGAUGGAAGCAGCUGAAAUUUGAUGAGGGCCUUAAUCACCUGAACCUCUCCCUGUCAUUCUAUGAGCAUUACCGUGACUUUGGGACAGAAUAUAACAUGCUCGUCUGCCAGGUGAAGAGCUACAUUGCCCAGGUCAACAUUGACAUAGGAAACCUAGACGUGGCUGAUCAGUGUCUUCAUGAGGGUUUGAAUAAGAUAAAGGCAAUGAUUGAACCCCCAAGUCAGUCUUGCCAUGAUGACCUAGCCACCGAGUUACACUGGGAUAUCCCAUCCUACUACCUACACUGGGCAGAGAUCCACAUAGCCAAGGCCAAGAGUACCAGUGAUCCUGAUGUCCGGGCACAGCUGUUUGAGAAGGCAACAAAAGAAUUGCAUAGAGGCAGAUCCCUGGAUGAGAAACUUAAGUUGGAUUAUCUCGACAACUACUACUCCAAAGUCAAGCUUCUGGCUGACAUCCUUAUCGAGAAAGGUCUGCUUGAUGAAGCGAAAAAGAACGCAGAGUUUGUCCUUGACCGACGAAGGGGCAUUCUGCAACCUCCACACUUCAAAUACACGGAGAGUGUAUACCAGGUUGCCAGGAUAUGGAUGUUGCUAGGCAACAGAUUCAAUGAAAAGGGGGAGAAAUUUAAUGCAAGUGAACACUGGAUUGCAGCAAGUGAUACUUUUUUGGAACUGACUGACCACCACCUGCGGGAUGGAAGUGUACCCCUGUCCCACCCACUCUAUAAGCAGAUCAAGACUGACCACCUGACCACUGUCCAGCUUGCCGGGGAAAAUGAUAGGAUAAGGAAGAUUCAGAAAUUCUAUAAGGAUCUAGAGAAUGGUGCAUAUGACUCUGUAGCAAAGUCACGAGUGAAGGCUGUUAGGGAGAUGAUGUGGACACCCAUGGAGAUGUUGAUGAAGUUAUUCAGUAAAGGAGGUAGGGAAGGCAGUGGAGGUAGUGAAGAGUUUGGGGCAGCAGAUCAACAACUCCAGGGACUAGAAAAUCUCACAGAAGAGCAGAGGGACAACUUUGUGGAGGGAUUUGGCGGGAUGCCAUCCAGACACGAUUCUGGGCACGGUCACAGCAGCUCAGAUUUGGGCGACUCAUUCUCGUCAGGCAGUGGGAGUAUGUCGGCACGGAUUCAGAGGAUGCACAUAGAGAAAUCAGUGUCUCUUGAAGAUAACGUGUUUGAAACCUCAAAUGAAGUUCCUACACUGCCAGAAAGGAAGAAACCACCUUUGAAGCGCUCAAGAACUAAUAAAUCUGAAGAUGGCAACUAGCUUCUAUGAGGACAUGAAAUAUAUUUUUUUUUAUACCAAGCACUAUUCAUGCUCCUUUUUAGAAUCAUGAACUUUAAAGCUCUUUCAAAAGAGUUAACAGUUUUGAGCUUUAGCAUUGAAAUGUGAUGUUGUUAUUGUAUACAUGUAGUUCUGAUAAAUGUCCUCAGAAGUUUUGAUAUGUGUCUCAGGAUCCAUGUGCUUAUACUGAUUAAAUAUGUUACUUUUUCCAACUUUUAUUUUGACUGAUAUACAUUUAUUUCUCUACUGACUGUACUGAGAGACUUUUAAAACUCAAUACAUCAACAAUUAUUUUAUAAAAAAAAGUUGUUUUAGUUUAAUCCAGUAAAUUCCUUGUGGACUGUUAUGUCAAUGUUAUAGUGACAUGUAAUCCUGAACAAAAUAAUUGGGAAGAAUAAUAUUUUAUCUUAAAAAAUAAUUUUUGAAUUUUUGCGUUUUCAAAGUAUCUCAUUGUUUAUAUGUUAAGGUAUUAACUUGUCUUCAAAUGUUUUUUUAGUUCUGUUAUAGCCAACUUAUAGGCUAAUAGUUGUGAGGGUAAGAGUGGUCGAGUGAUUAAGGUGUCCAUCUCUUACCCAAGAGGUCAUUAGUUGGAUCUCCACCAGGGGCACGUUCUAUUGGCCUUCCAGAAAGGACACAAGUGCUAGUUUCUACCCUGGAAACAGACGUGAAAUGAUUGACCCUGGUCCAUCGGCAAGUAUAAUGCGUAGUUGUGUGUCAUUCAAACCUGCAAAACUAUUUGACCUAGAGUCUUGAAACCAUGGGGAAUGUUGUUGAGAUGAUGAAGUUGCGCACCUGGGGUCUUGUUUGCAGCUGCACAUAGUUAGGUGGAGGUUGAUGACCCUUCUAGAACAAAAAAAGGCAUUUCAAACUAUUUUGUUUGCAAAUAUGAGUAACUGAAUAAUUUUCAAUUGAUAGACCUUCAUAUUCUGGUUGAAACAAAUUUAGAACUAGUGAGAACAUUCCUGUGUGCCGUGUGAGAAGUUGGAGCAUCCGUAUCCUAUGGACACAAUCACAGUUACUAUACAUAUUGUAUUAGGUUUAACCAUUCAAAAUCUUUCUAUGUACAAAGCAGUUUUAGUUGUUCAAGUGAUAAAUCGACAAUGCCUGCACCAAUGGCCAUUAAACUAGACUUGGAGGUUGGGCUUGACCAGUAGAUGACCUCUAUUGAUUUUGGGGGUCAUCGGGCCAAAGGUCAAGGUAACAGUGACCUUGAAUAAUAAAAGGUUGUCCGAGUAUUAACUUGACAAUUCCUGCACCCAUGGCCCUCAAACUUGACUUUGGGGUUGGGCCUGACUAGUAGAUAACUCCAAUUGAUUUUAGGGGUCAUCAGGUCAAAGGUCAAGGUCACAGUGGCCUUGAACACAAAGAGCUUGUCUGUGUAAUGACAAUGCCUGCCCCCAUGACCCUUGACAUUUAGGUUGAGGAUGACCAGUUGAUGACCCCUAUGGAUUUUGAGGUGAAAGAGUCAAAGGUCAGAGUCAUAACAGAUAUAAAUCAUUCAAAUUUCGUCAUAUUUACUUAUUCCCUGCUGCUAAGAGGAUACACUUUUAUCUGCAAAUAUCAGUCAUCAACUGAACAUGAUUAAAAACUGUACCUACUGUCCUCACACGUUGAAUGGUCAUAAUCUUAAAACUGCCUCAAAGGCAUGCAAUGUUAAUGACAAAUCAGCUUUCAUUUCGGUCCAUGCAUAUUUCAUUCAAUUGUCUAAAUCAUCCUGACAACAUGGCACACAGAGGGGAGGGGGGAUAAUGUUUAUCAAACAUCAUUUGUUAAAUGUUGAUUUGAUGCACGUGCCGUAACAGUAGCCCAUAUGUACAAUUCAAUAAUGCAAAGUAGACAAGUCAAAGACUUUAAUAAAAUAAAAUGUUUGAAUUU
Messenger RNA from Mya arenaria, 5166 nucleotides. RefSeq lists its product as uncharacterized. The transcript is spliced from 16 exons. The record is from RefSeq and is a predicted model, not a curated record. Lineage: Eukaryota; Metazoa; Mollusca; Bivalvia; Myida; Myidae. Bases 124 to 3273 code for a protein of 1049 amino acids. Gene Ontology annotation, molecular function: ADP binding.